AGGGAGAACGCUCUCUGCUCCUGCCUCCUCUCCUCCCUCAUAUCUAAACUGCAACUCUCUCUCUCUCUCUCUCUCUCUCCAUCGCCACUACUGCUGGCGCAGCGAGAUGACCAACCACGCCAAGGUUCACGACAGCAGCAGAGAAAACUUAGUGGAUGCCUACUCAGGAAAGCUUGGGGGGUGGGGCUGGCUUUUGGUCACCUUAUCCUUGAUGAUGACAAUUCUGACCUUUCCUAUCAGCAUAUUCAUGUGUAUAAAGGUAGUGCAGCAGUACGAACGCGCGGUUGUGUUCAGACUGGGACGCCUAACCGACAAGAAGCCUAAAGGACCAGGUAUCAUCUUUGUGCUGCCCUGCAUUGACACCUUUGUGAAGGUGGACAUGAGGACUGUGUCCUUUGGAAUCCCACACCAAGAGAUCCUGACCAAAGACUCGGUGACGGUGUCUGUGGACGGCGUGGUGUACUUCCGGGUCAACUGCCCCAUCUCGUCGGUGGUGAACGUGUCCAACGCCCACUUUUCAACUCACCUGCUGGCGCAAACCACCCUGCGGAACGUCCUGGGCACCAAGAACCUGGCCGAGCUGCUGUCGGACAGGGAAGGAAUGUCGCGCAGCAUGCAGGUGUGCCUGGAUGAGGCCACAAAUCCGUGGGGCAUUAAGGUGGAGAGGGUGGAGAUCAAGGAUGUGACCCUCCCUCAGCAGCUCCAGAGAUCCAUGGCGGUGGAGGCAGAGGCCAUGAGGGAGGCCCGGGCCAAGGUGAUCGCGGCGGAGGGCGAGAUGAACGCGUCUCGGGCGCUGAAGGAGGCGUCGGUCGUGAUCGCAGAGUCUCCGUCCGCCCUGCAGCUGCGCUACCUGCAGACGCUGGGCACGGUCGCGGCUCAGAACAACUCCACCAUCGUCUUCCCCCUGCCAAUCGACCUCAUGCAGCACUUUAUGUACAGGAAGUGACCCCCCCCCCCACCCCCCCACCUGCUUAAGGGGGUCACCGCGGGAAUCACCCAAUCACGGUGAUCCCCACUGUCACUCUUUUAAAAAGCAUGUUGUCAUGACAACAGCCUCAGAGAGAAACCACACUAGACACAUGCUUAAUCCCACACCAGGCCAUAUAUAUAUUUCUCUAUAGACAAUAUGCCUAAUGGUGAAAGGCGAGUAUACCUUUAGUAAGCUGAGAAUGAUAUAGCAAUGAUAUGGCAAUACAAUCUUUAUGUUUUUUUUAAAGCAUGUGUUAUGGCACUUUAGGGGUCACUGUACUAUAUGUCAACAAGUAUCCUAAAUCUCUUGCUGUUUAUAAAUAUUUAAAAAUAAUUAAUAUAUAAUAUACUAUAUAUAAAAUUGGGUAAUGCAAAAUUUUGCACAUUUUGGUAAAUUCUCUGGACAUAAAUUGCAAUAGAUAAUGUAUGGAAGAAUGAAUAAAUGAAAAAAUGUUCCUGCUCAAUCAUCACAUCACCAAACUUCAAUGUUUAACCAUGUAAAAUAGUAAAUAGCAUAUGUUGGAAUAGCCUUAAUUUAGGGUUAUGAACACUGUAUGAAGUGUAUGUAUUGUAAAUAAAAUUAUUAUUUUUUA
Messenger RNA from Anguilla anguilla (European eel), 1562 nucleotides. RefSeq names its product erythrocyte band 7 integral membrane protein-like. The transcript has 7 exons. The record is from RefSeq and is a predicted model, not a curated record. Gene Ontology annotation, cellular component: plasma membrane. NCBI's taxonomy places the organism in Eukaryota, Metazoa, Chordata, Actinopteri, Anguilliformes, Anguillidae. The coding region runs from base 107 to 946 and encodes 279 amino acids.